Molecule: messenger RNA, 4735 nt
Organism: Paramecium primaurelia
Lineage: Eukaryota; Ciliophora; Oligohymenophorea; Peniculida; Parameciidae
Source: the annotation of a GenBank genome assembly
AUGAAUUAUCUUUUUAUAAUAAGCUCUUUGAUAAUAUAUUCAAUUUUUGGUGAAUUAAUAUUACUUACAAAUGGAGAUCAUUAUCAUGAGAUUUUUGAUAUUAACAAAUAUGAAUUUUUCACAGAUUGUGAUGAAUAACGUAUUUAAAUUUAGGAACAUAAAGUUAAUGAGUAAAUUUAAUUGUUAGAGAAAAACUAAAUAGAACAAGUAUUAUCUUAUUAUAUAAUUUAGAUUAUCUAUUACCCAAAUGAUUAGAAUACCAUACUCAUUUUAGAAAAAAUAGGUUAAAUUACAAUACUCUUUAAGGAUAAUCAAUAAUUCAAUUCUCCCUUUAAAGAAUUGGGAACACUCCAUUUAAAUACUAAAGGUUUACCUGAUUUUACUUGUAGUGAUAUGACUCAAUACUCUCUUAAUAUUUUCAUGGCUGUAUGUAAAUCAGAUAAUGAUAUUUACAUCUCUAAAAUUUAAUGUAUAGCUGAAGAUGAUAAAUAUUUAUCUGGUUGUUCUUCAUAACUCUACUUAGAUUCAGAUUAACUAAAUAAUUGUGAUAAUUUAAAUAUAAUUACUGAGAGUUCUUGGAGAAUCAAAGAACCUGAGUAUUUUAGUAUUUAUUGUUCAUCUUAAGAGAAUUUUCAACUAACAACACCAUUAUUAAUAGGUAAAUUUAAGAAUCAAGCUAAUUCUAUAUAAAUGGCUAGAAUUAUUAGUCCAAUUAAUGAAAUUGAAAAAAUAUCCUUUUUUGAUGACAAUACUCUUAUUAUAUUAGAUCAUAGAUCAGCUUUACAUGUAUAUAGAUUUGUGUUUACAGAUGAUGGUGAAAUUACUUAUGAAUAAUUACUAUGGUAAUUAUUUUUACCAAAUGAAUUAUUUUAUGCACUCAGCUACUCUCAUGAACAAUAUGCUAUCAGAUUCCCACCUAUAGGAAUCAUAGAGAAUGAUAUCUAAUAUAGUAUUGUUAUACUGAGUGAUCAUUUUAUAUAUGAGUUAGCUUUACCUUAAUAAUCUAAAGAUUUCUUCUUUACUACAUUACCAAUUAAUGAUAAAAUAAAUAUAAGGAAUAUUCUUAAAGAUAAGUAAAUCAAAAAGGGAUAAAUUCAAUAUGAUGAAUAAUUUUAUUAUGUAUGCUUUACUUAUAUCUAAAAUUCUAUAGAAUGUUAUAGAAUUAAUAGACAUUAAUCUUACACUGAAAAAUUAUUACUUCGAAAUAAAUAUCAGCAUCCAAUGUUAUUAACAUAUCCUGUUUCCUAUUCCACUCUAACUGGAUAAACUAACAUAUUAAUAACUCAAUAGAUGAAUGAAACAAAGGCAGUUUUAACUUUAAUAAAAAAUGAAAUAGAAAGAUUAACUAUAGUAUCCACAUCUAAUGAAGAAUUUCUUUGUUCAAUUAUAUUAACUACUCAAAAUAACUCUAUGUACAAUAGUAUGAAUAAUUAAAAUAUUACACUUAUGAUUUAUAAUCAAAAAUUUGAAAGCACUAAUUUAUACAAAAUAGAUCAUCUAUAAAAUUAUAAUUUUCCAAAUACUGAUUCAACUGUGUUAUAUUCUACAUUAAUAAGAGGACCUGCCACUGUACUGUAACCUAAGAGUGAUAAUAAAAGUAAGAAUUUAUUAUUAUUAUAGAUUAGAUGUUGAAGUCAUAAGCCUUUCUGGCUUUGGAUAUGAAAUGUGGGAGGAUUUAUAUUAAAAUUUUAUUUAGCAUUCUCGUAUCCCUAUUAAAUCAUUUUUAGACAAAGAAUUUAGAACUAUAUUUUUAUAAAUAGAUUAAGUGAAAAUAAUAAUUUAAUAAGAAAUUACUAAUACAAUAUAUUUUACUCAAAAAAUAUAUUCUUUAGAUUGUUCAUCAAUUAAUAUUGUAAAAAAUAUUGUAAGUAUAUCACCAUAUUAUAUAAUAUUUUAUUAAAAAACAACCUAUUAUACUGUAUUGAAGAUAAAUAAAGUAGAAGAAGAUGUUUUUGAGUAUGAAUGUAAAAAUGUUGAAUAUCCACUCUAUGAUUUAGAACAUGAAGUUUUUGUAGAUUUAGAUUAUAUUAAUUUAUUUUUUACUACAAAUAAUACAAUCUAUUAUACUGAUAUCUAUUUUAAUAAUGUAAUUACAAUAGAAAUUGAUCGUAAAUUUAGAUAAUUAAAUUUUCAAUUUUUAAAGAAUGAUAUCAUUUUAGGAAGUCAUUAAAAUAAAUUAUAUUAUAUCUAAUUAACAACUCCUUUAAAAGAAAAUCAUUUUAAAACAUCUAUUGCAGAAAUUGAAUUAGGUUAAAUGACUCAUAAUUUUAAAUUCUUUGUAUUAUAACUUAAAAAACCUAUAUUAACAUUAGUUAUUGUAGAUGAUAGAAUAACAUUAUAUACAAUAGAUAAUUUAUAAGAUAUUAAAUUUGAUUCUUUAUUACCAUAAUUCAAUAGCAUUAUCAAUGCAAAUGAAACAUAAAUAAAUUAUUAUAUGUUAAUAGUACCAACCAAUAAACCUAAUGAAUUGUAUGUAUAUGAUUUGUCAAAGACUGGAUCAGAUAGAUUACAUGCAAUUCACAAAUAUCCAAUUAUAUCUGAACCAAUAACUAUAUGUUAUCCAAAAAUGCAAACUUUUUUAUAUUGUUUGUAAUUUGCAAAUGCUGAUAUAAAUUGUUAUUUUAAUAAAAUGCUUGAAUUUGAAUUAAUUGCUUCUGAUCCAACUAAUAUUGAUAAUUAAUUCUCAGUAGCAAUUAAUGCCUAAUCUGCAUUAAGUUAUAGUGUAUAAAGUAAUUUUAUAAUUAAUACAAUAUAUUUAGAAACCCUUACAAUAAAUGGUAGUUUUAGAUAUUAAGAUACAAUGAUAGAAAAGAGUGUAAAAAGAUUAGAAGAAAUUGAAAUCUACAAGACAAAUUUUACAACAGAAUUAAAAAUUAUGGAUUAUUAUUCUGGUCCUAUUUUUAAUUAUUAAUUGUAAAAUAGUAAAGAUUUCAAUAUAAAAAUGAUCCCAUUUAUUUUAGAAUAAGAUGAUAAUUUAGUUAGAUUUAAGAUUAAUUAAACAAUCUUAGGAACUAGUGUUUCUAAGGAAUAUUUAAUUAUUUUAGGAGAUGAAAAUAUAGGUAUUAUAGAUAUUCCCCAAACUUAAUGUAAUAUUAUCUUAUAAAAUAGAUCAUAAAUAAGUAAUUUAGAGUACAAUAGAUUAUGAAGAGAUUAAAAAUGUAUUUUUUGAUUAAGAUUAACCAACUGUGAAUAAUUGUACUAAAUCCUUUAUUAAUCCAUUAUCAAUUGCAGAAUUAUCAGCUAUUCAUAUAAUAGCAUUAUUUUGUUAAUCUAUGAUGGUGAGAGUCAAUGUUACUAAUUAAAUAAGUUAAUUGAGUUUUACAAUAUUAUCUGAUAAUUAACCAAUAGAAAAAUAGUUUUUAGAGAAUUUCUUCUUUUUAAAUAUAAAUUUUAAAGAUUUUUUAUACUAAAAUUAAAGUUCAUUUAUUUUAGAUGAUGUAAAGAUGAUCAAUUUCCCAAUAUAAUUCAAACCAAAAUAUAAAUUCAUUACUGUAACUGCAAUAGUCAAAAGAAAUAAAAGAUAUGACUUAGAAGAUAAAUCAAGAGAUAAUUUAAUUUGUAUCUUUUAUGGAUACUUAGAUUAGAAUUAGAGUUCAUUAAUGAAUGGAUCACUUUUGGAUGUAAUUGGUGCUUCUAAUUUUAAUAAAAAUACAUUAAUUGUUAAUAAUUUUUAGAUGUAUUGUAUUAAGGGUUGCACCAUAAAAAAUGUUAAUAAUACAUAGAUUGAAACAAUAAUAGAACUAAUAUUCAAUGAUCAAUAUUCAUUUAAUUUAUAUAAAUUAAAGAUAAGUUUCAUAUACAUAACAAAUAAGUAACCAUAAUAUAAAUUGAUAAAUGUGGAAAUUAUAAAUAUAAAAGAAUUAAGUAAAUUUAUAAUUAUAUUUAUUUAGUGAGUAAUUUUGUUCAGAAUUAUAUUGAAUUUACAUAUAUUGAUACUGAAGUUCAAUUUUAGAAUGAAUCUACUUAUACAAUUAAUGUUACAACAGAUUCUCUUAGUUUUGAUUUAGUUUAAAUUUAAGGUAGAAUUGAGAUUGAAUAGAUUUUCAAGUAAUAAUUAAUUUAAAAUAGAUAAUACACUUAAUGUUAAAGUCCACCAGGAUCAUUAAAAGCAUCCUACAAUGAAUAUUUUGCUAUUAGUUGUAGAAAUGCAUCUAGAAACUAUUCUGAAUAAACUUAAUUUGUUAAAUUAUUUAUAAGGGGACAAUAUUAAAUAAAUCAUUCAGUGAAGUCUGUUAUCCAAGCUGCUUAGAUAUAAGGAAAUUUAAUGUUAUUAGACAUACAAAAAGGAUAUUUAAAUGAACAUGUUAGAAUGUUAAUAUUAGAAUAAGAUAAUAAUUAAUAAGAUUUUUAAUUAAGAUGGUUUCAUCUCAAUGAUCAAUUUACAUUAAUAGUAAUUUGAAUCAUUAAUAAAUUAUAGGCUGAUUAGAAUAAUACUCCUAAAACUAUAUUGAAUGUUUAAUUGUGUCCUAGUAAUUUAAAUGAAAUUCAAGGUUUAUGUAUGGAUAUCAUUAUUUCAAAUACAGGAUAUCAUCAUUAUAUAACAAUGGAAUGGUUAUUAUUUAUAUUUCUAAUUGGUUUACCAUUGUUAAUAAGUUGUAGUUUUAUAAUAUUUUGCAUUAUUAAUUAUAAGGCAGAGAAGUAAAAAAGAGUAGAAUCUUUUGGAAUGAAUCUUGAACAUUAACUUAAGAAAUAGUCAUCUCACUUAUAAUCAAGAAUGGAAAAUACUGUCUAUUGA